This is a messenger RNA of Pipistrellus nathusii (Nathusius's pipistrelle), 8370 nucleotides long. The record is from the annotation of a GenBank genome assembly. Lineage: Eukaryota; Metazoa; Chordata; Mammalia; Chiroptera; Vespertilionidae.
AUGGCCCUGGUUGGGGCUCUGGCCACCGCGCUGGCUCUGUGUUUGGCCACGCUGGGGCCGAUGUCCCCUGGGGCCCGGGCGGGGGACUGCAAGGGGCAGCGGCAAGUGCUGCAGGAGGCCCCAGGCUUCGUGACGGAUGGUGCGGGCAACUACAGCGUCAAUGGCAAUUGCGAGUGGCUCAUCGAGGCACCCAGUCCCCAGCACCGGAUCCUGCUGGACUUCCUUUUCCUUGACACGGAGUGCACGUAUGACUACCUGUUCGUGUAUGACGGUGACUCCCCCCGAGGGCCCCUGCUUGCCAGUCUGAGUGGGAGCACCCGACCCCCACCCAUCGAGGCUUCCUCUGGCAAGAUGCUGCUGCACCUCUUCAGCGAUGCCAACUACAACCUGCUGGGCUUCAAUGCCUCCUUCCGCUUCUCCCUUUGCCCUGGGGGCUGCCGCAACCAUGGGCAGUGCCGGUCCCCGGGGGUGUGUGCCUGCGAGCCAGGUUGGGGGGGCCCUGACUGUGGCCUGCAGGAGUGUUCAGCCUACUGUGGCAGCCAUGGCACCUGUGCCUCGCCCCUGGGACCGUGCCGCUGUGAGCCUGGCUUUCUGGGACGUGCCUGUGACCUGCACCUGUGGGAGAACCAGGGGGCUGGCUGGUGGCACAAUGUGAGUGCCGGGGACCCUGCCUUCCCUGCCCGUGUCGGGGCAGCCGGUGCCUUCCUGUCCCCACCAGGGCUGUUGGCUGUGUUUGGAGGCCAGGACCUCAACAGCGCCCUGGGUGACCUCGUGCUGUAUAACUUCUCUGCCAACACCUGGGAGCGCUGGGACCUGAGCCCUGCCCCGGCUGCCCGUCACUCCCAUGUGGCUGUGGCCUGGGCCGGCUCCCUGGUGUUGAUGGGCGGUGAGCUGGCUGACGGCUCCCUCACUAGCGACGUGUGGGCCUUUAGCCCGCUGGGCGGGGGCCACUGGGAGCAACUGGCACCACCUGCUUCUGGUUCCGCGGGGCCGCCCGGCCUGGCAGGUCACGCAGCUGCCUUAGUGGACAACGUCUGGCUCUAUGUGUCUGGUGGCCGCACCCAGCACGACCUCUUCUCCUCCGGCCUCUUCCGUUUCCGCCUUGACAGCGCCAGUGGGGGCUAUUGGGAGCAGGUGGUUCCGGCUGGUGGGCGGCCCCCUGCCGCCACCGGCCACUCCAUGGUGUUUCACGCCCCAUCUCGAGCCCUGCUGGUUCAUGGUGGACACCGGCCCUCCACUGCCCGGUUCUCUGUGCGAGUGAACUCCACGGAGCUCUUCCAUGUGGACCGGCGAGUAUGGACCACCCUGAAGGGCCGGGAUGGGCUGCAGGGCCCACGGGAGCGGGCCUUCCACACGGCCAGUGUCCUGGGCAACUACAUGGUGGUCUAUGGAGGCAAUGUGCACACCCAUUACCAGGAGGAAAAGUGCUAUGAGGAUGGCAUCUUCUUCUACCACCUGGGCUGCCAUCAGUGGGUGUCAGGGGCUGAGCUUGCCCCGCCAGGAACGCCUGAGGGCCGAGCAGCACCUCCCAGUGGACGGUAUUCACAUGUGGCGGCUGUGCUUGGUGGCAGUGUCCUGUUGGUGGCUGGUGGGUACAGUGGCCGGCCCCGUGGGGAUUUGAUGGCCUACAAGGUGCCCCCCUUUGUGUUCCAGGCGCCUGCCCCCGACUAUCAUUUGGACUAUUGUUCCAUGUACACGGACCACAGUGUCUGCUCUCGAGACCCGGAAUGCAGUUGGUGUCAGGGGUCCUGCCAAGCCGCACUGCCUCCUGGGACCCCCUCGGGGGCUUGUCUGGCUGCCAGCUGCCUGGGCCUGGGGCGCCUCCUGGCUGACUGCCAGGCCUGCCUGGCCUUCAGCAGCCCUGCAGCUCCUCCCCGGGGACCUGGUGCCCUGGGCUGGUGCGUGCACAAUGAGAGCUGCCUCCCUCGGCCUGAGCAGGCCCACUGCCGAGGAGAGCAGAUCUCAGGCACCGUGGGCUGGUGGGGGCCUGCACCUGUCUUCGUCACAUCCUUGGAGGCCUGUGUCACCCAGAGCUUCCUGCCUGGCCUGCACCUCCUCACCUUCCAACAGCCACCCAACGCCUCUCAGCCUGACAAGGUCUUGAUUGUCCGCAGCACAACCAUCACCCUGACACCCAGUCCAGAGACCGACGUAUCACUGGUCUAUCGUGGCUUCAUCCACCCACUGCUUCCGGGAGGGCCCGGCGGGCCAGGGGCUGAGGACGUGGCUGUGUGGGCCCGGGCCCAGCGUCUACACGUCCUGGCCCGGAUGGCCCGUGGCCCUGACCCAGAGAGCAUGGAGGAAGUGGGGCGCUGGGUGGCGCAGCAGGAGAAAGAGAUAAGGCGGCUACAGCGCCCAGGAUCUGCUCGUCUCUUCCCACUGCCUGGCCGGGGCCACAAAUAUGCGGUGGAGAUCCGGGGCCAGCUCAAUGGCUCGGCAGGCCCAGGGCACAGCGAGCUCACACUGCUGUGGGACCGGACUGGUGUGCCAGGUGGCAGUGAGAUCUCCUUCUUCUUCCUGGAACCCUACCGCUCCACGGCCUGCGCCUCCUACUCCUCCUGCCUGGGCUGCCUGGCGGACCAGGGCUGCGGCUGGUGCCUGGCCAGCUCCACCUGCCACCUGCGCCAGAGUGGGGCUCACUGCACGGACGGUGGGGCCCGCGGGUCCUUGCUGGUGCUGGUGCCUGCCCUCUGCCCGCUCUGUGAGGAGCAUCGUGACUGCCACGCCUGUACCCAGGACCCCUACUGUGAGUGGCAUCAGAGCACCAACCGCAAAGGGGACGCAGCAUGCAGCCGGCGAGGCCGGGGUCAUGGUGCCCUGAAGAGCCCAGCGGCGUGUCCCCCGCUCUGCAGCCAGCGCCUGACCUGUGACGACUGCUUGGCCAACUCAAGCCAGUGUGCCUGGUGCCAGUCCACCCACACCUGCUUUCUGUUUGCUGCCUACUUGGCCCGGUACCCGUAUGGGGGCUGCCGAGGCUGGGAUGACAGUGUGCACUCGGAGCCCCGGUGCCGGAGCUGUGACCGCUUCCAGACCUGCCACGAGUGUCUGCAGAGCCAUGAGUGCGGCUGGUGCGGCAAUGAGGACAACCCCACACUGGGGCGGUGCCUCCAGGGGGACUUCUCAGGGCCCCUUGGUGGGGGUAACUGCUCCCUGUGGGUGGGGGAGGGCCUGGGGCUGUCCGUGGCCCUCCCUGCCCGCUGGGCGUAUGCCCGCUGUCCUGACGUGGAUGAGUGUCGCCUGGGCCUGGCACGGUGCCACCUGCGGGCGACCUGCCUGAACACGCCCCUCAGCUACGAGUGUCACUGCCAGCGCGGUUACCAGGGUGAUGGCAUCACAUACUGCAAUCGCACGUGCCUGGAGGACUGCGGCCAUGGUGUGUGCAGUGGACCCCCUGACUUCACCUGUGUGUGUGACCUGGGCUGGACAUCGGACCUGCCCCCGCCCACACCUGCCCCGGGGCCCCCCGGCCCCCGCUGCUCCAGAGACUGUGGCUGCAACUUCCACAGCCAUUGCCGAAAGCGGGGGCCUGGCUUCUGCGAUGAGUGCCAGGACUGGACCUGGGGGGAGCACUGCGAACGGUGCCGGCCCGGCAGCUUUGGCAACGCCACGGGCUCAGGCGGCUGCCGGCCCUGCCAGUGCAACGGGCACGGGGACCCACGCCGCGGCCACUGCGACAACCUCAGCGGGCUCUGCUUCUGCCAGGACCACACCGAAGGUGCCCACUGCCAACUCUGCAUCCCUGGCUACUAUGGGGACCCCCGGGCCGGUGGCUCCUGCUUCCGGGAGUGUGGGGGCCGCGCCCUCCUCACCAACGUGUCCUCAGUGGCACUGGGCUCACGCCGGGUUGGGGGGCUGCUGCCUCCAGGUGGCGGGGCAGUGAGAGCUGGGCCAGGCCUUUCAUAUUGUGUGUGGGUUGUCUCGGCCACUGAGGUGCUACAGCCCUGUGCUCCUGGGACCCUCUGUCCCCCGCUCACCCUCACCUUCUCCCCCGACAGCAGCACCCCCUGCACGCUGAGCUACGUGCUGGCCUUUGACGGCUUCCCACGCUUCCUGGACACUGGUGUUGUGCAGUCGGACCGGAGCCUCAUUGCUGCCUUCUGCGGCCAGCGGCGGGACAGGCCCCUCACUGUGCAGGCCCUAUCCGGGCUGCUCGUGUUGCACUGGGAGGCCAACGGCUCCUCGUCCUGGGGCUUCAACGCUUCCGUGGGCUCUGCCCGCUGUGGGUCAGGAGGCCCUGGCAGCUGCCCUGUCCCCCAGGAGUGUGUGCCCCAGGAUGGGGCUGCAGGUGCUGGCCUCUGCCGCUGUCCCCAGGGCUGGGCUGGCCCACACUGUCGCAUGGCUCUGUGUCCUGAAAACUGCAAUGCCCACAACGGGGCAGGCACCUGUAACCAGAGUCUGGGCGUGUGCAUCUGUGCUGAGGGCUUCGGGGGCCCCGACUGCGCCACGAAGCUGGACGGUGGCCAGCUGGUCUGGGAGACCCUCAUGGACAGCCGCCUCUCAGCUGACACUGCUAGCCGCUUCCUGCACCGCCUGGGGCACACCAUGGUGGAGGGACCUGAUGCCACCCUGUGGAUGUUUGGGGGCCUGGGCCUCCCCCAGGGGCUGCUGGGAAACCUGUACAGGUACUCCGUGAGUGAGUGGAGGUGGACACAGAUGCUGGCAGGAGCUGAGGACGGGGGCCCGGGCCCCUCACCCCGUUCCUUCCAUGCCGCUGCCUAUGUGCCCGCUGGCCGAGGUGCCAUGUACCUGAUGGGGGGGCUCACAGCUGGGGGCAUCGCCCGAGACUUCUGGGUCCUCAACCUCACCACCCUACAGUGGCGGCAGGAGAAGGCCCCUCAGACUGUGGAACUUCCAGCUGUCGCUGGUCACACCCUCACUGCGCGCAGAGGCCUGUCUCUGCUCCUGGUGGGCGGUUACUCUCCUGAAAAUGGCUUCAACCAGCAGCUGCUCGAGUACCAGCUGGCGACUGGCACCUGGGUGUCCGGAGCUCAGAGUGGGACACCCCCCACAGGUCUCUAUGGUCAUUCUGCCGUGUACCACGAGGCCACCGACUCUCUCUACGUGUUUGGGGGUUUCCGCUUCCACGUGGAGCUGGCGGCCCCAUCCCCCGAGCUCUACUCCCUGCACUGUCCUGACCGAACCUGGAGCCUGCUGGCCCCUUCUCAGGGGGCAAAGCCCCGCCCCCGACUUUUCCACGCCUCAGCGCUGCUAGGGGACACCAUGGUGGUCCUGGGGGGCCGCUCGGACCCUGAUGAGUUCAGCAGUGAUGUGCUGCUCUACCAGGUCAACUGCAACUCUUGGCUGCUGCCUGACCUCACCCGCCAGGCCUCUGUGGGGCCCCCGAUGGAGGAGUCUGUGGCCCAUGCUGUGGCGGCGGUGGGGGGCCGCCUGUACAUCUCAGGGGGCUUUGGGGGAGUGGCCCUGGGCCGCCUGCUGGCCUUGACCAUGCCCCCCGACCCCUGUCGCCUGCUGCCCUCACCUGAAGCUUGUAACCAGUCUGGGGCCUGCAGCUGGUGCCAUGGGGUCUGCUUGUCUGGAGACCAGGCUCACAGGCUGGGCUGUGGGGCACCCGCUUGCUCCCCAAUGCCUCAUUCCCCUGAGGAAUGCCGACGCCUCCGGACCUGCAGUGAGUGCCUUGCCCGCCAUCCCCGGACCCUGCAGCCUGGAGAUGGAGAGGCAUCUGUCCCCCGCUGUAAGUGGUGUACCAACUGUCCCGAGGGUGCCUGCAUUGGGCGCAACGGGUCCUGCACCUCAGAGAAUGACUGUCGGAUCAAUCAGCGAGAGGUCUUCUGGGCAGGGAACUGCUCAGAGGCUGCGUGUGGGGCUGCCGACUGUGAGCAGUGUACCAGGGAGGGCAAGUGCAUGUGGACACGGCAGUUCAAGAGGACAGGGGAGACCCGCCGCAUCCUCUCCGUGCAGCCCACCUACGACUGGACAUGCUUCAGCCACUCUCUGCUGAACGUGUCCCCAAUGCCGGUGGAAUCAUCGCCCCCACUGCCCUGCCCCACUCCCUGUCACCUCCUGCCCAACUGUACCUCCUGUCUGGACUCCAAGGGUGCGGACGGGGGCUGGCAACACUGUGUCUGGAGCAGCAGUCUCCAACAGUGUCUGAGCCCCUCGUACCUGCCCCUGCGAUGUAUGGCUGGAGGCUGUGGGCGGCUGCUCCGAGGGCCCGAGAGCUGCUCCCUGGGCUGUGCUCAGGCAACCCAGUGCGCCCUGUGCCUGCGGCGCCCCCACUGUGGCUGGUGUGCCUGGGGGGGCCAGGAUGGGGGUGGCCGCUGCCUGGAGGGUGGACUCAGCGGCCCCCGUGAUGGGCUGACGUGCGGGCGUCCUGGGGCCUCCUGGGCCUUCUUGUCCUGCCCCCCUGAGGACGAGUGUGCAAACGGGCACCAUGACUGCAAUGACACACAGAACUGCCAUGACCAGCCCCACGGUUAUGAGUGCAGCUGCAAGACAGGCUACCUCAUGGACAAUGUCACAGGGCUGUGCCGCCCCGUGUGCGCCCAGGGCUGUGUGAAUGGCUCCUGCGUGGAGCCUGACCACUGCCGCUGCCACUUCGGCUUUGUCGGACGGAAUUGCUCCACGGAGUGUCGCUGCAACCGCCACAGCGAGUGCGCCGGCGUGGGGGCCCGGGACCACUGCCUGCUCUGCCGCAACCACACCAAGGGCAGCCACUGUGAGCAGUGCCUCCCGCUGUUCGUGGGUUCUGCCGUGGGGGGCGGGACCUGCCGGCCCUGCCACACCUUCUGUCGUGGCAACAGCCACGUCUGUGUCUCCAGGAAGGAGCUGGACAUGGCGAGGAGGGAGCCGGAGAAGUACUCCCUGAACCCCGAGGAGAUUGAAAACUGGGUGACGGAGGGUCCCAGCGAAGACGAGGCUGUGUGUGUGAACUGCCAGAAUAACAGCUACGGGGACAAAUGUGAGAGCUGCCUCCACGGUUACUUCCUCCUGGAUGGCAAGUGCACCAAAUGCCAGUGUAAUGGCCAUGCGGACACCUGCAACGAGCAGGACGGGACAGGCUGCCCGUGUCAGAACAACACAGAAACGGGUACCUGCCAGGGGAGCUCCCCCAGUGACCGCCGAGACUGCUACAAGUACCAGUGCGCCAAGUGCCGGGAGUCAUUCCACGGGAGCCCGCUGGGCGGCCAGCAGUGCUAUCGCCUCAUCUCUGUGGAGCAGGAGUGCUGCCUGGACCCCACAUCCCAGACCAACUGCUUCCACGAGCCCAAGCGCCGGGCCCUGGGCCCGGGCCGCACGGUGCUCUUUGGUGUGCAGCCCAAGUUCACCAACGUGGACAUCCGCCUGACGCUGGAUGUGACCUUCGGGGCCGUGGACCUCUACGUCUCCACCUCCUACGACACCUUUGUGGUCCGCGUGGCCCCCGACACGGGUGUCCACACAGUGCACAUCCAGCCGCCCCCGCCCCCACCGCCGCCCCCGCCCCCUGCGGAAGGCGGGCCCCGGGGGGCCGUGGAUCUGGGGGGACCGGGGGCCGGGAGUGGGCCGGGCACCCCGAUGGAGCCACGGGUGCGGGAGGUGUGGCCGCGGGGCCUGAUCACCUACGUGACCGUGACGGAGCCGUCGGCGGUGCUGGUGGUUCACAGUGUGCGGGACAGACUGGUCAUCACCUACCCCCACGAGCACCACGCCCUCAAGUCCAGCCGCUUCUACCUGCUCCUGCUGGGCGUGGGAGACCCGAGUGGGCCUGGCGCCAACGGUUCGGCUGACUCGCAGGGCCUGCUCUUCUUCCGGCAGGACCAGGCCCACAUUGACCUGUUCGUCUUCUUCUCCGUCUUCUUCUCCUGCUUCUUCCUCUUCCUCUCCCUCUGUGUGCUCCUCUGGAAGGCCAAGCAGGCCCUGGACCAGCGGCAGGAGCAGCGCCGGCACCUGCAAGAGAUGACCAAGAUGGCCAGCCGCCCCUUUGCCAAGGUCACCGUCUGCUUCCCGCCCGACCCUGCUGCCCCGAUUCCUGCCUGGAAGCCGGCCGGACUCCCACCACCCGCCUUCCGCCGCUCUGAGCCUUUCCUGGCACCCCUGCUGCUGACGGGGGCUGGCGGGCCCUGGGGACCCGUGGGAGGGGGCUGCUGCCCACCAGCCAUCCCCACCACCACCGCCGGCCUGCGAGCCGGGCCCAUCACCCUGGAGCCCACGGAAGAUGGCAUGGCAGGCGUGGCCACGCUGCUGCUCCAGCUGCCUGGCGGGCCCCACGCACCCAACGGGGCCUGCCUGGGCUCGGCCCUGGUCACGCUGCGGCACAGGCUGCACGAAUACUGUGGGGGCGGUGGGGGUGCCGGGGGCAGUGGCCACGGGGCUGGUGUAGGUCGGAAGGGCCUGUUGAGCCAGGACAAUCUCACCAGCAUGUCCCUCUGA